AUGCCACGGGAACUCUCUGCUCUUGCUUACCUUUUACCUUCCAAAAAUUAUUUAUUAGAUUCCCCUCAGAUAUAUAAAUACAAUACUUUUAUUGAAAAUUCUACUUCUUUACAUACGUCAUCGUAUGCUUUUGAUUGUAUAAGCAAUAUUAACUUUUUUAAUACUAAUACCGACUCUACCAUUAACAUUACCCCAUUUGAUAUCAAUAAAAAUCACUUUAUCGAUAUUGACUCUACUAGUAAAAACAAUACAAUAUCUUUUCGUAUUUUAUUAAAAAGAAUUAUAUCUAGUGGAUUCUCUUUAAUAAAAAUGAAUAUUAAUCUACAUCCACCUGUUGGUUCAAUAAAACCCGUGAUUUAUUAUAAUGGAAAAUUUCAUCUCGUGGAAGAAGAUACUGCUGCCAAAUUUCAUUUUGAUACCGAUUAUGCAUUAUUUCAAAUUUAUAAUCUAAAAGGUAGCAAAAAUGAUUUCAUUGAAGCCAUUACUGAUUUAGCAGGACCUUCCAGUACUAUAUCAUUCUUGAAUGAUUUCGUGAGAGUUUUUACAAGGAAUUUGGAAAGUAAGAUAGAAUUAAGAGCUGGUUCAGUUAAUAACACAUUGGACCCUAAUAGAUUAAAGAUAAAAAUUAAAUUCAGCAAUAAAUCUCAUGCAGACUUAGUAGACUUCUUAGCAAACUCAUCGAAAAUUGCAUCAUUAACAUUAAACGGUUUCACUGAUUGGAUACCAUUAGAUAGUACAAGUUAUGAAUCGUUAAUAAAAUCCGAAGAAGAACGUCAAAAUUCGAUUCUUAGAGCAUUGGGUGAUACAAUUGAUCCCAUAGUCUUAGAUGUAGCAAUUGACGAUUUAUUAGAUGAUUUCGCGACAGGUGCAUUUGAAAAAUUAUUUCCAGGACCAAUUCUAAAUAUUAAUAGAGAUAGUAAAAAAAAUAAUGGGAAAGUUGUAAUGACUACAGUGAUAACUAGAGGAAGGUAUUCGUUUGAUGAAAGUAUGGGAAAGAUUUUCAUUGAGAUAUUGAAUGCUUUAAUUCAGGAUCGAAGAUUGGAGAAGAAUUUUGAUGAGCAUACAUAUGAUUCAUAUUUCUUGUUAGUAGUCAGAUUACUAAAUCUAAUUAGAGAUUUGGUACACCUCAAUGAAAUAUACGAAGAUUUUCAUUCACCCAGAAUGUGUCCUUUAUUCUCGAAUUCAAUAAAAUAUAUGAAAGUUAAAUAUGUGGAAAGUUUGACAGAUCUUGAGAAAGCAUUAAUUGAUAUUGGAUUCGAAAAAUUUGAAGAUCGAUUACAAGAAUUAACAAUGAUAGUGCGAGAAAUAGAUAGAAAUGUAGAAGCUUCAUACAGAAAUAUACAAAUGGAUGUGGAAAAAUGGGAAAAACAAAAGAAAAUGGUCAAUUUCUUUUAUAUAUUAUCAAUUUUUGUGACAAUUGCAUUGCCAGUUUCAUAUCAUUAUUAUAGACAACUUCCAUUUAAAUUUAUUAUGACAGUAAUAGGAAUUUCUAUAAGUUUAUUAAGUGCAUUGUGGAAUGGUUGGUCAAAAAAUAAUUAUAGUAAAGCUAUCAAAACUCACAAAAAAGCUAUAUCUAUUCAUGCAGCAACAGCAAAUAGUUUAGAAGCAUUGCAAAGAUGGUUAAAUAGGAUUUCAAUAGUGAAAACUUAUAAAGUUCCAAUUAACAAUGAAGAAUUGAAUGUGAGAAAAACAGUUCUUAUGUAUUUGUUUGAUGAAUUGGUAUCAACAUCUGCAGAGAUUAGACUAAGCAUUGGUCUUGAAGAUGAAUUAAGAAAAUAUAGAUAA
This is a messenger RNA of Diversispora eburnea, 1785 nucleotides long. Lineage: Eukaryota; Fungi; Glomeromycota; Glomeromycetes; Diversisporales; Diversisporaceae. The record is from the annotation of a GenBank genome assembly.